UGACUGCCCGUAAACACGCUUCACCUAUAAAAGCCCCCCAGCCGCCCAUUCCAGCCAGUAGAGCGACAACAAUGACUUCGUACACCGACAAAGGAGCGCAGCCCACCAAUGGACGGUUUCUGGCCUUCGACCAUUUGGAGUUCUUCGUAGGCAACGCCAAGCAGGCGGCCAGCUACUACGUGACCAGGCUGGGCUUCCAGCCGCUGGCCUACAAAGGCCUGGAGACUGGAGAGCGAGGCUUCGCCUCCCAUGUGGUGCGCCAGAACCAGAUCACCUUGGUGUUCACCUCGGCCUACGAGGGCGACGAGGGGGAGUUUGGGGCCCACGUGACUAAGCACGGGGAUGGAGUGAAGGCGAUCGCCUUCGCGGUGGGGAACCUGGAGGGGAUUCUGCAGCAUGCGCGGCAAAUGGGCGCCCAAGUGGUGCGCGACCUGUGGACUGAAGAGGACGGCGAUGGGGCCAUCAAGGGCGCCAGCAUUCAAACGUACGGCGACACUGUCCACACUUUCCUGGAUCGCUCCAGCUACCGCGGGCUGUUCCUGCCGGGCUUCGCCCCCCUGCCUGAUGACGAACUGGCCCGAAACCUGCCGCCAGGUGGGCUGGACUUCAUCGACCACGUGGUAGGCAACCAGGCGGACGGCGAGAUGGAGUCGGUCGCCGACUGGUACGAGCGCGUGCUCCAGUUCCACCGGUUCUGGUCGGUGGACGAUGCGCAGCUGCACACCGAGUAUUCGGCGCUGCGCAGCAUCGUCAUGGCCAACUGGGAGGAGAACAUCAAGCUGCCAAUCAACGAGCCGGCGGCCGGAAAGCGGCGCAGCCAAAUCCAGGAGUACGUGGACUAUUACAAGGGGGCGGGGGUGCAGCACGUCGCCCUCAACACCCAGGACAUCGUCGCCUCGGUGCGCAGCCUGCAGGCCAGAGGGGUGCACUUCCUGCAAGUCCCCGCCGCCUACUAUGAGAUACUGCGCAGCAAGCUGCGCGGCAGCCAAGUGCGGAUUGCUGAGGAUCUGCGCGUGCUGGAGCAGCUGAAGAUUCUGAUCGACUUCGAUGAGGAGGGGUAUUUGCUGCAGAUUUUCACGCAGAACAUGCAGGACCGCCCCACUCUGUUCCUGGAGCUGAUCCAGAGGCGGAACCACAAUGGCUUCGGCGCCGGCAACUUCCAGGCGCUGUUUCAGGCCAUCGAAGUGGAGCAGGCCAAGCGCGGCAACUUAUAGGCAUUAAACACUGCGAACAGG
Dendroctonus ponderosae (mountain pine beetle) is the source of this 1235-nucleotide messenger RNA. Its product is annotated as 4-hydroxyphenylpyruvate dioxygenase. Gene Ontology annotation, cellular component: Golgi membrane; endoplasmic reticulum membrane. Gene Ontology annotation, biological process: L-tyrosine catabolic process. The transcript is spliced from 10 exons. The record is from RefSeq and is a predicted model, not a curated record. The coding region runs from base 72 to 1214 and encodes 380 amino acids. Gene Ontology annotation, molecular function: 4-hydroxyphenylpyruvate dioxygenase activity. Lineage: Eukaryota; Metazoa; Arthropoda; Insecta; Coleoptera; Curculionidae.